Molecule: messenger RNA, 2166 nt
Organism: Tetrapisispora phaffii CBS 4417
Lineage: Eukaryota; Fungi; Ascomycota; Saccharomycetes; Saccharomycetales; Saccharomycetaceae
Gene: NUP82
Product: linker nucleoporin NUP82
Exons: 1
Coding region: 1-2166 (721 amino acids)
Biological process (GO): ribosomal small subunit export from nucleus; mRNA export from nucleus; protein import into nucleus
Cellular component (GO): nuclear pore
Molecular function (GO): structural constituent of nuclear pore
Source: RefSeq, a predicted model, not a curated record
AUGGUUUCCCCCCAAUUGCACACAAUCUUCAAUAGAUUUUCAGUUGGUAAAGUUUCAUCGAAGAGGUCUUCCAUCACAGUUGACAAUGGAUUGAAAAUCAUUCUAUAUCAGAAUAAUACUGUAAGAUAUGGGUUUGUAAAUGAUGCUGAUGGUAAUUUCAAAUCUAUAACGUUAGAAAAAGAGAUGAUUGGAGACGUAUCCAUAAUUGCGGAUCAAAUUGGUAAUUAUCUGUGUCUUUUCAAUGAAUUUGAAAUAAGGGUAAUCGAGCUUCCAUGGAAAUUAUGGGACGCUAAAGAAGAUUCCUCAUUUCAACUUGACAACAUGGUACAAAUACGUUCUUAUGAUUUAAAAAGUUUUGGUACAACAAUCCAAAAAAUAUUAUUUCAUCCACUAGGUUUAGCUUACCCAUGUUUAGUUGUCCUAUUAAAGAAUAGCAAUAUAUGUUCAAUUGACAUAAAAAGAAUACUGAAAGUUGAAGAAAUACCUUCUACAUGUAUAACAACUUUUCAUACUAAAGGUGUAAUGGGCUUAUCCAGCUGUAUUGACGAUAUCAUCGAUAUUAGUUUUAGUUCAGAUAAAUUAUCACUGUAUGCUUUAACUGAGACUGAUAUAUAUCUAUUUUAUCCAUUUUUAAUUCCAACCAUCUCGGUAACUAAAAAUGAAAUCGAUCAAUUAUUUCAGAAAUCUAUUAUUUUAUUUGAAAAUCUAGAAAAUGAUUCUAGUGAAGCUGUCAGAAGAAAUAUAAUAAAACAACUGCAACUUUUAUCAACUUUAUCUGGUGACAUUAAGACCCAAAUGAAACAAGUUAAGAAUACUGACGAGACAAAAAUUUACAAUAUUGAUAUUAAUACAGAAUAUCGUAGCGUCAAUGCACAAGGUAGCUUUUCUAUAGCCCCAUUUCCAGAAGAACUUUACAAGCAAUCUGCAGUUAACCUCUCUGUUAUUCAGAUAGGACAUGGGAACGAACUUUAUGUAAUAACAUACGAUGAUGGUACAGUACUUAUUUUAUACAGAGAUUUGGAAUCGUCCAUGUCUUGGGAUUCAAAUGAUUAUACCUUUAACAACUCGUUCAUUUUGCUUGAAAAAUUAAAAUUCAAUCCUGAUGAAACCAAGUCAAUAUUAGAUAUACCAUUUAAAAAUGGCAUAUUUGCUAUUGCAGGAGAUCAAACUGUUAAUUUGAUUGAUACUUCAUGUUGGUCGGACAUUCUUUCACAAUGCAUCAAAGAUAAUGAUAUUAGAAAUCUCGCUGGUUUAUCUAUAGAAAGUCACAAACAAACUAUUAAUACACUAGAAGAACCAAAUUCAUGUAUUCUAUGGAAUGAACAUAAUAAAAAGGAAUUAUUGUUUAUCACAGAAACUAAAUUAAUUUCUUCUGACAUUUUAGAAUCCAAUAAUGAAUCGGCUGAAAAGCUGCCGGUACCUGCAAUUAAUGAUAUUAAGAAAAUCGAAAAAUUACAACUGAAGAAUUAUAGUCAACCUAUUAAAGAGAUAAAUAUAGCAGUUCAAAGGUACAAAGAUUCCUGUAAGGUUCCUUAUAGCAAAGUUAUUCCAGCUAACAUAAGACAGAAACCGUUUGCAAAUGACGAAAAUGAAGACCAGUUGGCAUAUAUAACCGAAAUAUCACAAGAAAUAGGUUCAAAGAUAUUGCAAGGCCAAACUAUAGCAUUGAUGAUGCAUACAAGAUUGCGCGAACAACAAGAUGUUUUUGCGGAACAAUUGAUGCAUACUAAUAAAGAACUGCUACAUAAUAAAACUAUUAAGCAGACAUAUGACAUACAGUCUACUAAGAUCAAACACAUUACAGAACGUAACACGAAAUUAAAUGAGAGAACAUCUAAGUUGAUUGAGAUGAUGGAAAAAAUCAAGCAAUCACAACAAUAUAAGAACAUGCCAAUUAAUGACUCUGAGUCUAAAUUAUUCAAAGAAAUCAAAAAACAAGUGUUAAUAUUCAAUGAUGCAGUUAACAGACAACAAGAACAACAAGAAGCUAUCAAGUUUUUACAAACAGAAUUAAACAAUAUUAUAGAGCAACCGGCACAAUCACACGAUGCAAUUAUUGAUUCCGAUGAAGAUGAAUGGAAUGAACUGUGCGAUCUGUUGAAUAGAGAUGCAAAGAUUAUUGAGGACUGUAAUGCAGAACUGUCGUCUGCAUCUGGCUUAAUAUAA